CCUGAUCUCUCUCUGUGCCUGGCGAGACCACGAUGACCAACAUUCUUGUUCUCUACCUGGAAAUACUGUUGGUUCUUCUGGCCCUAUCCAUGCCAACACUGGGUGUAUUUCUAAGCAUAGAUUGUGGCUCCUCGGACUCAUUCACCGACGCAAACAAUAUCACAUGGGUAGGAGAUGAUCUCUACAUUAAAAGCGGUAAAAGCGAAACUGUUACAAGUGUAAAUAAUUCAUCAAUUAUUGCUCGUCCAUACACAACUCGGAGAGUAUUCCCCACCACGAAGAAGAAUUGCUACUCCAUAGGCGUGGGGAGGGGAGAACAUGUUCUUCUCCGUGCACAUUUCUACUAUGUGACUAACAAGGAUGAAAAAUUGUCUGCACCGGUUUUUGAUCUUCAGUUCGAUGGCAACCCUUGGGCUAUAGUGGAAAAUAUCAGUGCAGAUCCAUUUUAUAAAGAAGUGAUAUAUCUAACCAAGUUUGAUGCCAUAAGCGUGUGUGUUGCUCGGAAUCAGGACUAUCCUGACGACGUACCAUUUAUUUCUGCAAUAGAAGUGAGGAGCUUGGAUUUGGGCUUGUAUGCUGGAGUUGAUCCAAAUUAUCCAUUGUUGGGGAUACGGAGAAUAAACUAUGGCGGAAAUGAAAGCGUGAGGUUCCCUGACGACAAAUAUGAUCGUAUUUGGCAAGAACUUCCAAGUUCCAAAGAUUUUAUUACUGUAAAGAAUGACACCAGAAUUGUGGUUGCAGACCUUCCAGAUAAGCCUCCAGAAUCUGUGUUACAGACAGCACUUUAUAACCAAAACUUGUCUGGUUCUCUUCUUUGCAUUAAGUUCCCUAAUUUGACAAACGAUAAGAUCUACACUAUUUUCUAUUUCUCCGAACUGUUGAACCUCACUUCCUCGGACAAGCGUUCCUUUUCCAUUUACGUGAACAGAAAAUAUAUUUCCCAUCCCAUAAUCCCACCAUAUAAAACUGCUUUGGGACUCAACUUCACUACAGAUAUAUCUGCAUUUGGGGACGGAAAUUACCAGUACUGUCUGAACCGCACAUCAGACUCCACACUCCCCCCAAUAAUCAAUGCGUUGGAAGCGUUUCAAAUCGGAAUCCCACUAACAGACGGAACAGACAAUAGACAUGUAAAAGCGCUAUCUACACUACAAAAAGCUUUUGUUCAACUUCAAGAUUGGAGCGGUGACCCCUGUCUUCCAAACGGAUCCCCCUGGGAUUGGGUUGAAUGCACUUAUACCCAGACACCUCAAAUAACGGCAUUACGUCUCAGUGGCUACGAACUACAAGGAUCUCUGCCAGAUUUUAGCGCUUUGGAUACUCUCCAACUAAUAGAUUUGAGUAACAACAGUUUAAGUGGAGAAAUUCCUAGUUUCCUGGGAAACUUUCAUAAGCUGAACAUGCUAAAUUUGGCAAAUAACAGCUUUAGUGGAUUAAUACCCUCCUCACUCACCAACAAUAGCAACUUGACAUUGGUUUAUUCAGGUAACCCGUAUUUAUGUGCUUCCACUCAGUUGCCUUGUGUUAAUUCUGGUAAUGGAAGUUCAGCUUUGUCGCCCUUUUCCAACAGCCACAGCCAGAGCAGGAUUAGUAAAAAUUUUCUAAUCGUCUAUGAGAUUGUAAUUCUAGUGCUCGUUUUUGUUUGUUAUUGA
This is a messenger RNA of Nelumbo nucifera (sacred lotus), 1652 nucleotides long. RefSeq lists its product as uncharacterized. Gene Ontology annotation, molecular function: protein binding. NCBI's taxonomy places the organism in Eukaryota, Viridiplantae, Streptophyta, Magnoliopsida, Proteales, Nelumbonaceae. The record is from RefSeq and is a predicted model, not a curated record.